ACUUCUCUAUUUUACUCCCGUUGAUUACAAUUCUUGCCCUCAAUUUUACGUUUUCGCUUAAUUUUGCAUGAUUUCUGGCGAUAGAAAGGGGAGCGAAAGUGAAUCAAGGGGGAAUUCAAAGAACAAAGGCCAGAAAAGUAAUAGGGAUUAGAUCUACCUACCAAAAGUGGGAAAAGGCAGUGGAAAGCGCGAAGGGCACUUUCACUUCUUUGUGGAAACUUUGAUAUCGCUGCCAUCUAUUACAGCAAAUGGGACUUGCAGCACCUCGCAAGAAAAUCAAAAUUUCUCAUGACCCUAACAAUACCAAUUGGUCACGGUCAACAAGCGGUUUUGGGCAUAAGAUCUUGAGCUCCCAGGGAUGGACACCCGGGAGCUUCUUGGGGGCACGCAAUGCCGCACAUGCUGAAAUGUUUACCGCAGCGAGUGCAUCUCAUAUCAAGGUUGUCUUGAAGGAUGAUACACUGGGCCUAGGGGCGCGACCUAAGCGUGAUCCUUUAAAUGAGCCCACUGGUCUUGAUGCAUUCAAAGGACUCCUUGGCCGGCUAAACGGCAAGUCAGACGCGGAUUUGCAGGUCGAGCAGCAAAAGCGCGACAACGUAAAAUUGGCUCGAUAUGCUGCCACGAAGUGGCAAGCAGUCACAUUCAUAAGUGGUGGCUUACUAGCUCAGGAAAAAACCACCCCCAUUGUUACUGAGGAGCCACAAGGAAUCCACAAAGACAAGCAAGAGGACAAACUGUCUGCUACGGUACCUGGACCUGACUCUGACGGCGUUGAGGGGUCAGAUAACAUUGGAGGCCAAAGUGAUCAAAGCAUCAAAAAGAAGAAAUCGAAGUCCAAGAACCAUCGGGAGAAGAAGGAUAGAAAAAGAAAGCAUACUGAAGAGCCUGAGUCCACGGACUCCGGAAAUACGAACAAGAGGUCAACAGAGAAAAAGAGUAAGGCAACUAGGGAUGAUGAAGAAAGCUCUUCAACAACUUCCAAAGGUCUGUCGAGGGAGCGCCGUCCGAUGGGGAGACAUGUUUUUAGAGGCCGACAUAUUGCGCAGAAGAAAGCGGCUCUCAUGGACGAGAAGUCCCUCAACGAGAUAUUCAUGGUCAAAUCAUAGUGCUACAUAUCUCUCUCUCAUGACAUACCCUAGACUUAUAGACAUCGAUAUACUCCUUGCUGGUUUGGUUUGGUUUUUCGUACAGUCAUCUAUAUCGACUCUUGGCCCACGUAUACUUGCACGUAAUACAUUUAGGUAGACUGGUGUCAUUUGGCGAUUCAGGCCCAGUGCUGUGUCGUUGUAGUUUAUGAGGCGUUGGGUUCGCUUCAAGCAAAUAUGUUGUACCAGAAUAUAUAGUCUCGGCGACUGUACAAUUUUUUUUGGAGGGGGGUCUUAUCUUUUCUUUUCUCCUUCUAUCUCUUUUUGGCGCGGGAGUCUAACAUGCGCAUACUUUCUACGGAGUAUUAUCUAUCCGUUCCUCAUCCGGAUGUAACACUCAUUUUACCUUGAUUGUUAUAUGAAACACGUAAGAAAAUGAACCUCUCUUUAAGAUGCUAUGGGCAGAGGAUAUAUCUAUUGGAUUAUUAAGAUGGUUGCAAAGACACAGAUGCAAGGAAGCCGAUGGAACCACGGAGUAUACAGUAGAUAGUAGAUAGCCAAUUCAACCUGAACAUCACCGUAC
Aspergillus welwitschiae is the source of this 1668-nucleotide messenger RNA. It is a transcript of the gene pxr1, whose product is annotated as telomerase inhibitor/ribosome biogenesis protein PXR1. Bases 249 to 1106 code for a protein of 285 amino acids. The record is from RefSeq and is a predicted model, not a curated record. NCBI's taxonomy places the organism in Eukaryota, Fungi, Ascomycota, Eurotiomycetes, Eurotiales, Aspergillaceae. The transcript is spliced from 3 exons. Gene Ontology annotation, molecular function: nucleic acid binding.